Symbiodinium necroappetens is the source of this 1371-nucleotide messenger RNA. The record is from the annotation of a GenBank genome assembly. Lineage: Eukaryota; Dinophyceae; Suessiales; Symbiodiniaceae.
GUAUGACUCGAUCCAUGACUACAGCAUCGAUGGUAUUGGAGAACUUGCAGAAAGAGUUGGGAUCCUUGGAGCUCGCGGGUGCCGAUCCGGGUGUUGAUGAGGAUGCCAAGCUGACAAUCGGCGAAGCAGUCCAGCUGAUCGCCAAUGGCACAGUCAUCGGAGCAGUAGCAGAGGACAUGCUCAAGAAGCUGAAGACAGGUGGUGUCCGAUCUGGGAUCCCCAGGAGAUACGUGGUUACCUACGAGUUAUAUGGCUUGCUGACAAACAAGGUUAGGGAUGUCCUCGAUCAGAUGGAUGAAAUUUCUCAGACGGAGGUAGAACAAGCAGACCUCGCAGUGAAGAUGCAGGCUGCUGGCAACAUCGAUGCUUCUUCCAUUGCGAGAGCUGUUGGCAGGGAGGACGAUGAGGACUUCAUCACAAAACUGAAAGCUGCGGACACCGUGGACACCGCCCCCGACCCCGACGAGAGCGAGAUGGACCAGCAAGAGCAGAUCGUGGGCGAGAUGGACAAACUUCUGACUAGAGAGGAGCUGAAGAAUCUAUUGACAGAUGUCAUAUCCGGCUUGGAUCGUUUUCGCUGGCAAGACCUGGCAAACGAUUUGAAGAAGUGGUGCACAACAGGAGAGACCUCCGACAACGUGGUGCGUCGCCUCCUAGAAGACACAGUUGAGCUGCAGCGGGAAGCUGUGAGCGUCUUGGCUCUCUCCAAGAUACUCGCGGAGGAGACCCUGAGCUCCCGAAUUCUACUUGCAGCGAGGGCGCUCGCGGAUUUCAACGAUGCUGUCGACAGGGAGAUGGGCUUGAUGCUGGAGCGCUUUGGGAUCGACCCCGCGCUGAUUUCAAGGACGUACACACACUCUGCAAGCCUGCUCGAUGCUUUCGCUUCCAAGAAGAGCUUAAGCAGUUUAGACCGUGAGGAGGAGACGGACUCAGGGCUUGCGGACUCGCAGCCGUUUGCCACAACUGCUAACCUGUCCGACAUGGAGAAGGCAAUGGUUAAGCAGCGCGAUCAUCAACGGAGGGUACACAAGAAGGUCAAAGGAGAUCUCACAGCUUUGAUGCAGGAGCAUCGUCGGAAAGUUGAGCUGAACAGUGCGUAUGCUGUGCUUUGCAGGUAUGACCAUUUGAUGAUGACCACGAUGCGGGACGAGCGCAGGGGCAAAGGGGGACAGGAGUGCUCGCCUGAGCCACCUGAAGAGUUCAGGCAGCCGACUUAUGAGUCUCAAGAGUUGGAAGUGGAUGAGCUGGAAACUCCACCCGACAUGCCACCGGAGGAGGACGCCGCUGAAAAUGUCGCAUCCAAACCGGCUCCUGCUCUGCCGGGUCGGCUUCCAAAAGGCAAGGCUAGCGCAGCUAGCGCCUCCCAAGGAG